Messenger RNA from Thalassophryne amazonica, 1689 nucleotides. RefSeq lists its product as uncharacterized. The record is from RefSeq and is a predicted model, not a curated record. The coding region runs from base 1 to 717 and encodes 238 amino acids. The transcript is spliced from 4 exons. NCBI's taxonomy places the organism in Eukaryota, Metazoa, Chordata, Actinopteri, Batrachoidiformes, Batrachoididae.
AUGGGGAUGUUCUGGGAUAUUUGGAGACUGACUGGGAGGAGAAUCGAGGAGAAGUACACAAAGAAAGUACAGGAAACUGGGCGGAGGGGGAAACUGGAGGUGGACACCACCUGUUCAUGUGGACGAUACCGGCCCCACUGGGACGGCCAGCUGGAUGUCUGCGGGAGGAGAUCUGCCAUGUUGGAAGCAGAGGUCCAACCUUUACUGCUCAUUCAUGGCUUUAACACCAAUCGAAUGUUCGUCUCGGCCCUGCAAACUGUGUGCCAGGCCUACGUGCUGAGCAUAAACACAGACCCUCCUUACAUCAGAGAAAGUCAGCAUAAACACCUGCCGUCAUUAAGUGUGUACGGAUCAGCCUAUCAGACGCCUCCGCUUAGCGCCUUCUGCCAGACGUGCUUUGCCAGGAAAUCAUGCGUGUUGUCCAGCCACCUCCAUGAAGCCAAUCACAACAGCAGGGACCUGGAUUCGAAAUGCUGCUCGCUGCUGCAGGUGCCAGAUCCGCGUUCGAGUCACAAAGCGCUGAUACGUUCAGAGGCCACAACCAAAGAGCUUCCACUGAUGUCAGGAAGGCAAAAUGCAGCAACAUUUAUGAAAAUUGCUGGAAGUAAGAAUCUAUACAAAACAAACUGUGGAAGUCAUCGAUGGAACAAAGUCAAUGUCAAGUUACUGUCAAAGUUGGCACUUGAAGGCUUGAGUCAAGACAAACAACUUGAGUAAAUUUGUGUCACAUCUGAAACAAACAGGGUUUAAUAGAAAAGGUCAUGGCGGUAUAGUGUUGGGCUAGCAAUGUGUACAACUGGGUUUGAGUCCUGCUCACGCUGCCUGUCUGUAUUCUUGGCCUAGACACUUCACCUGCAUUGUCUCGGUCCACCCAGCUGUAAAUGCGUACUGGUUUUGGCUGGUGAAGUAACCUGCAAUGGGGUAGUGUCCAUUCAAGGGGGAGCAGUAGAAUCUGAUCUGAGUAUUAGGACGGGCACCAGUGGGCCUCAAGAGUCAAUAUGUAACCUACAGGGAUAACACAUUCUCGAUGAUCUCUCGCAGAGAACACUGGACCACAGAUCAGGCUGCUGAACCUACAUGAGGUCCAGGUGGGCCGACACAUUCAGGAAGAAACAGGCUGGCAGAUAUGAAGUUUUCAGAUAACAACGCUUUUAACAUCCUGCUGUCAUGUGGCAUAGAGAGCAUCAUCUAUGGCUGUGUCCAAAUUCAGGGGCUGCAUCCUUCUUAGGCUACAUUUGUUGGCUGCAUAUCUCAUUUCGAAGGAUCCUUGGAAAGCAAUGAAUGUGUGCAGUUAUUUUUUACCUGAAAAUGUUGCUACACAACAGGCGUAUCCUUCACUGGCCCAAACAAUCCCAUGAAUCAUUGCACAGUGAUUUUUUUUCCCCCCAACAAAAUGGUUCAACAAACAAACAAAUAAAUGAACAAACAAGAAAGGACACUGUUGGUUUCUAUACAAGUAUAAAUAAGUUUUGAAAAAUAAUGAUUAAACUACAGGUUACACCCAGUACGCCAAUUUCUCAUGUGCAGCUGUCAAGGUUGCCAGGUGGGAAAAGCUAAUAAUGUAAUAUAGUCCGUGGGCAAAGCAGGUUUUCGGUAUCACUUAAGAGGACUAAACGACACUUACAAUACAGUCUCAGAGUACCACGGCCUUCAGAAAAAAAUGUAUGAUAGCUGUAGUCAGGUAGGGGU